AUGGCUGAAAAAUUAGGGCGCUUGGAACUUGAUUCAAAGUUUAAGGACAAGGGAGAAUUUGAGCAAACUGAACAAGCUUUGUUUGAUCUAGAUGGUAGAUUUAGACAAGCAAAUGACACAAUUAAAGAGAAGGAAUACUUGAUUUUCAAUCUCCUUGGAUCUGAGAAAGCACUUACUGAACGAGCAUUUGAGCUACAAGCCGAACUGGAGAAUGCAGCAUCAGAGAUGUCCAUCUUGUUCACCAAAAUUGAACACAAGAAUAAUAUGGAGGAUCGGAACAGAAUUCUAAUCCAGAACUUUCACUCUGGAUUGGCUCAGCAGCUUGAAGUUUUGAAUGAAGCUGUUGUAGCUUCUGUAACACAACAAGAGCAGCAACUGAAAGUCAUUGAACAAAAUACACUAUCUUUCUUACCUGCAAAGGCCGGGGCUACUGCAGAGCUUCAAACGCAGCUUAGAAAGCUACAAGAACUUUAUGGUUCUGGUAUCAAAACUUUGGAUGAUGUAGCCGGAGAACUUGAUCAGAAUUCCCUAUUAACUUGUCAUAAUCUGAAAUCUGAAGUAUCAAAGAAUUCUUCUUGCCUUGGAGAUCUUAUCAGAGAAAUUUCUUUGGAGGCCAAAGCUAUACUCAAUGAUCUACAAAUUAACCUAACUAAUCAAGGGGAAAGGGUAGCCGCAUUUGCACAACAGCAGCAUGAGGGAGAAUUUGAGCAAACUGAACAAGCUUUGUUUGAUCUAGAUGGUAGAUUUAGACAAGCAAAUGACACAAUUAAAGAGAAGGAAUACUUGAUUUUCAAUCUCCUUGGAUCUGAGGUCUUUGCUACUGCAGAGCUUCAAACGCAGCUUAGAAAGCUACAAGAACUUUAUGGUUCUGGUAUCAAAACUUUGGAUGAUGUAGCCGGAGAACUUGAUCAGAAUUCCCUAUUAACUUGUCAUAAUCUGAAAUCUGAAGUAUCAAAGAAUUCUUCUUGCCUUGGAGAUCUUAUCAGAGAAAUUUCUUUGGAGGCCAAAGCUAUACUCAAUGAUCUACAAAUUAACCUAACUAAUCAAGGGGAAAGGGUAGCCGCAUUUGCACAACAGCAGCAUGAGAGUUGCUCCAGAACUUAUCAAGCAACUCAAUCAAUUUCUAGGCUUACUGUGAACUUUUUCAAGACUUUAAGCAUGCAUGUCUCAAAAUUGACUCUAGUGGUGGCAGAAGAGGAAACAAUUGAGGAUCAGAAACUAUGUGCACUUGAGAAGAAGUUUGAGGAGUACACUGCUAAUGAAGAAAGGCAAAUAUUAGACAAAGUUGCAGAGCUGUUAGCAAGUUCGAAUGCUAGGAUGAAAAAUAUGGCAACAGUAGAUGACCUUCGAGAGUGUACUUCCAGUAGAACCAGCAAGCUCCAUCAGGAAAUGUCAAACAUGCAAGAUUUGACUUCUUCCGCCAAAGGAGAAUGGACAAGUUACCUGGGAAAAACAGAAACCCAAUACAUCGAAGAUACUACUUCAGUUGUUAAUGGGAAGGAUGGUUUGGAAGAAGGCCUCAGACAAUGUAUGACAAAGGCAAGAUUAAUUGCCGAACAAUGGAGGAAGGCUCAAGAUUCCGCUCUUAGUUUACAAAGAAGAAAUAUUGACUCUGUGGAUACCAUUGUCCAGAAUGGAGUGGAAGGCAAUCAAAAAAUCAAAGCUCAAUUUUCUGCUGUUGUCUCGUCAACACUGGGAGAAUCAGAUUUUGCAAACAUCAAUUUACUUUCUUCCGUUGAAGAUUUACUGAGACUUGACCAAUAUGCAUUUGAGAAAAUCAAUUCCCUGAUUGGUCCUUCUUGUGAGGCUAUGAAAGAAGCAGAAAUUUCUCACUUCCACAUAGUUUCUGAGAUCAUGGUGAACGCAGGGAAAUGCUUGAUGAAUGACUACAUGGUGGAUGGGCCCUCAUGUUCAACACCAAGGAAGAGAGCAUUCAAUAUACCUACCAUGGCGUGCAUUGAAGACCUCAGAACUCCUGCAUUUGAGGGCCUGCUGAAAUCAUUCAGGGAAGCAGGAUUAGGAAGGCAAGCCAAUGGGAAGGUUCAAACAGCAGUAGAUGACCUUCGAGAGUGUACUUCCAGUAGAACCAGCAAGCUCCAUCAGGAAAUGUCAAACAUGCAAGAUUUGACUUCUUCCGCCAAAGGAGAAUGGACAAGUUACCUGGGAAAAACAGAAACCCAAUACAUCGAAGAUACUACUUCAGUUGUUAAUGGGAAGGAUGGUUUGGAAGAAGGCCUCAGACAAUGUAUGACAAAGGCAAGAUUAAUUGCCGAACAAUGGAGGAAGGCUCAAGAUUCCGCUCUUAGUUUACAAAGAAGAAAUAUUGACUCUGUGGAUACCAUUGUCCAGAAUGGAGUGGAAGGCAAUCAAAAAAUCAAAGCUCAAUUUUCUGCUGUUGUCUCGUCAACACUGGGAGAAUCAGAUGUUGCAAACAUCAAUUUACUUUCUUCCGUUGAAGAUUUACUGAGACUUGACCAAUAUGCAUUUGAGAAAAUCAAUUCCCUGAUUGGUCCUUCUUGUGAGGCUAUGAAAGAAGCAGAAAUUUCUCACUUCCACAUAGUUUCUGAGAUCAUGGUGAACGCAGGGAAAUGCUUGAUGAAUGACUACAUGGUGGAUGGGCCCUCAUGUUCAACACCAAGGAAGAGAGCAUUCAAUAUACCUACCAUGGCGUGCAUUGAAGACCUCAGAACUCCUGCAUUUGAGGGCCUGCUGAAAUCAUUCAGGGAAGCAGGAUUAGGAAGGCAAGCCAAUGGGAAGGUAAAUAAUCAUCAGGAGUGUAUGCAUCCAUUCAGUCCUUCGGCUCCGGAAAUUCUCUCAGGGCAGUUAAGGGAGGAGUUAGAACAACAAAACCUACAAUAA
Messenger RNA from Ilex paraguariensis (yerba mate), 2859 nucleotides. Lineage: Eukaryota; Viridiplantae; Streptophyta; Magnoliopsida; Aquifoliales; Aquifoliaceae. The record is from the annotation of a GenBank genome assembly.